Messenger RNA from Choloepus didactylus (southern two-toed sloth), 1418 nucleotides. RefSeq names its product activating transcription factor 4 (gene ATF4). Gene Ontology annotation, biological process: regulation of transcription by RNA polymerase II. The record is from RefSeq and is a predicted model, not a curated record. Gene Ontology annotation, molecular function: RNA polymerase II transcription regulatory region sequence-specific DNA binding; DNA-binding transcription activator activity, RNA polymerase II-specific. The transcript is spliced from 3 exons. Gene Ontology annotation, cellular component: nucleus; ATF4-CREB1 transcription factor complex; ATF1-ATF4 transcription factor complex. The coding region runs from base 290 to 1339 and encodes 349 amino acids. NCBI's taxonomy places the organism in Eukaryota, Metazoa, Chordata, Mammalia, Pilosa, Megalonychidae.
CCACCGCCGCCAUUUCUUCUCCGUUCUUAGAUGUGAACCUGUGUUCGUGUCCCACGUCCCCCCAUCUCCCCUCCCGCAGGGUCCGCGGCCGCCAUGGCGUAUUAGAGGCAGCAGUGCCUGCGGCAGCAUUGGCCUUUGCAGCGGCGGCAGCAGCACCAGGCUCUGCAGCGGCUACCCCCAACGGCUUAAGCCAUGGCGCUUUUCACGGCAUUCAGCAGCAGCCUUGCUGUAACCAACAAAGACACCUUCGAAUUAAGCACCUUCCCCGAAUCCAGCAAAGCCGAGCAACAUGACCGAGAGCAGCUUCCUGAGCAGCGAGGUGUUGGCGGGGCACUUGAUGUCCCCCUUCGACCAGUCGGGUUUGGGGGCUGAAGAUAGCCUGGGUCUCUUAGAUGACUACCUGGAGGUGGCCAAGCACUUCAAACCGCAUGGGUUCUUCGGCGACAAGGCUAAGGCGGGCUCCUCCGAAUGGCUGGCUGUGGACGGGUUGGUCAGUGCCUCAGACAAUGGCAAGGAGGAUGCCUUCUCCGGGACAGAUUGGAUGGUGGAGAAAAUGGAUCUGAAGGAGUUUGACUUUGAUGCCCUCUUCAGUUUAAGUGACCUGGAAACCAUGCCCGAAGAGCUUUUGGCCACAUUGGAUGACACAUGUGAUCUUUUUGAGCCCCUAGUCCAGGAUAAGGAGCCCCCCCAGACAGGGAACCCGAUUGGCUGUGUUCCAGAAAGUUUAUCAGAAACUAACCAGAUUACUUCCUUCACGUUCCUCCACACUCCUUCCCAUUCCCUGGGGACCCUGUCAUCCACUCCAGAUCAUUCCUUUAGUUUAGAGCUAGGCAGUGAAGUGGACAUCUCUGAAGGAGAGAGGAGGCUGGACUCUGGUUAUGGCCCAGCAAUCCCUCAGUGCAUCAAAGAGGAGGAUGCCCCCUCAGACAACGAUAGCGGCAUCUGUAUGAGCCCUGAGUCCUAUCUGGGCUCUCCCAAGCAUAGCCCUUCCUCCUCCGGGGGCCCUCCAAGUGGGAGCUUGCAGUCUCACAGUACCCAUUGUGGCUGUACCCGGCCCAAACCUUAUGACCCUCCUGGGGAAAAAGUGGCAGCAGCAAAAGUAAAGGGAGAGAAAUUGGACAAGAAGCUGAAAAAAAUGGAGCAGAACAAGACAGCAGCUACUAGGUACCGCCAGAAGAAAAGGGCAGAGCAGGAGGCCCUCACUGGAGAGUGUAAAGAACUGGAAAAGAAAAAUGAGGCUCUGAAAGAGAGGGCAGAUGCUUUGGCAAAGGAGAUCCAGUAUCUGAAGGAUUUGAUAGAAGAGGUCCGCAAGGCAAGAGGGAAGAAGAGAGUCCCCUAGCUUGGGUAGUCAGAAGUGUAUGUGCUUGUACAUAGGCCUGCUUUGAAUCUGUGUUGUAAUAAAUUAUUUUGUAGUGAAA